This is a messenger RNA of Candidula unifasciata, 453 nucleotides long. NCBI's taxonomy places the organism in Eukaryota, Metazoa, Mollusca, Gastropoda, Stylommatophora, Geomitridae. The record is from the annotation of a GenBank genome assembly.
AUGCGGAUAGCUCGCCAAGCACCGAACCAAAGUGUAAUUUUCUUGGCGAUUCUUCUUACUGUGUCUCUGGUCUUACAAUUUGCCAGAGCAGAUGACGAUGAAGAAGGGUGUGGUCAUGGCUGUCAAUCAAUGGAUCCUGACCCCUCCCAGAUGUCCCGUUGUGUCCGGUACGCCUGCCGAAGGCGUGUCUUCAGAUAUUUCAUCCGCUUCGGAAAACGUUCCGGUUCGGAUCUUACUCAGGAACAGCAGCUGAAGAACCAGCUGAUAUCAAGGCUGCAGAAAUACUCCCGAGGGGAGGAUGGCGCUCUAGGGAAUCUAGAAAUGGGGCUCAGUCAGGGACAACAGGGGAGUACUGGUUCCGAGGUGGUGAAGCAGCUAGCAUCGUCUUGGCAGAACGCAGAGAAGCAGUCACGGGAGAACAAGUUGAUCAAUAUGCUUCUUAAUAUUGCUUGA